Equus quagga is the source of this 741-nucleotide messenger RNA. RefSeq names its product ribosomal protein L13a (gene RPL13A). Gene Ontology annotation, molecular function: mRNA binding; structural constituent of ribosome. Gene Ontology annotation, cellular component: cytosolic large ribosomal subunit; ribosome. Lineage: Eukaryota; Metazoa; Chordata; Mammalia; Perissodactyla; Equidae. The record is from RefSeq and is a predicted model, not a curated record. Gene Ontology annotation, biological process: negative regulation of translation; translation. The coding region runs from base 17 to 712 and encodes 231 amino acids. The transcript is spliced from 8 exons.
CGGGCGGCUGCCGAAGAUGGCGGAGGGGCAGGUGCGAGCUCCGCGAGGUCCGGGCGGCGUGGGGCCGGAGGGAGUCCAACCGGAGACAGCAUUGGGACUUAUUUCACCUUCGUUUGUCCUGGUGCUGGAUGGCCGGGGCCAUCUCCUGGGCCGCCUGGCGGCCAUCGUGGCCAAGCAGGUGCUGCUGGGCCGGAAGGUGGUGGUCGUGCGCUGUGAGGGCAUCAAUAUUUCUGGCAAUUUCUACAGAAACAAGUUGAAGUACCUGGCCUUUCUCCGCAAGCGCAUGAACACCAACCCAUCCCGCGGCCCCUACCACUUCCGAGCCCCCAGCCGCAUCUUCUGGCGGACCGUGCGAGGCAUGCUGCCCCACAAGACCAAGCGAGGCCAGGCCGCCCUGGACCGCCUCAAGGUGUUCGAUGGCAUCCCGCCGCCCUACGACAAGAAAAAGCGGAUGGUGGUUCCUGCUGCCCUGAAGGUCGUGCGUCUGAAGCCUACACGAAAGUUUGCCUACCUAGGGCGCCUGGCUCACGAGGUUGGCUGGAAGUACCAGGCGGUUACAGCCACUCUGGAGGAGAAGAGGAAGGAAAAGGCCAAAAUCCAUUACCGGAAGAAAAAGCAGCUCACGAGGCUACGGAAACAGGCUGAAAAGAACGUGGAGAAGAAAAUUGACAGAUACACAGAGGUCCUCAAGACCCACGGACUCCUGGUCUGAGCCCAAUAAAACUGACUGUUAACUCCUCA